CGUUCACUGUUAGAGGAGCAAUGGCUUCUUGCCUUAGAGCUUUUGCCAUGGCUUUGCUUCUCUCCACAAUUCUUUUGAAGUCUGAGCUCUCAGAGUCCAAGCAUGCAGGCAUAACCAGGCAUUACAAGUUCAACAUCCGGCUUGAGAAUGUGACUCGGUUGUGUCACACGAAGCAAGUGGUAACGGUGAAUGGGCAGGUACCUGGCCCGAGGAUCGUGGCUCGAGAGGGUGACCGACUCCUCAUUAAAGUCAUCAAUCACGUCCCCAACAACAUUACUAUUCACUGGCAUGGGGUCAGACAGUUGCAGAGCGGAUGGGCGGACGGGCCUGCAUAUGUAACCCAAUGUCCCAUACAAACAGGCCAGAGCUAUGUCUACAACUUCACAAUUAUCGGUCAGAGAGGGACAUUAUUUUGGCAUGCACAUAUAUCGUGGCUAAGGUCCACAUUGUAUGGUCCCAUUGUUAUACUGCCCAAGCUAGGCAUCCCAUACCCCUUCCCUAAGCCCCAUGGGGAGGUUCCCAUCAUCUUUGGAGAAUGGUGGAAUGUGGAUCCAGAGGCAGUCAUCAGCCAGGCCUUGCAGAUGGGUGGUGGGCCGAAUGUGUCUGAUGCCUACACCAUUAAUGGGCAUCCAGGACCCCUUUACAACUGCUCAGCUAAAGACACAUUUAGACUGGAAGUGGAGCCCGGGAAGACAUACCUCCUCCGGCUCAUCAAUGCUGCACUCAACGACGAGCUCUUCUUCUCAAUUGCCAACCACUCGCUCACAGUUGUGGAGACAGAUGCUAUUUAUGUCAAGCCCUUUGCUACUGAAGUUGUCCUCAUCACUCCAGGCCAAACCACCAAUGUCCUCCUCACUGCAAAGUCCCAGCCUCUUGGCACCACCUUCAUCAUGGCUGCUCGUCCUUAUGUAACAGGCCUAGGCACAUUUGACAACUCCACCACUGUAGGACUCCUCCACUACAAUAUUCCCUCUUUCAUUAACUCCUCUGCAUCGAGCCCCAAGCUCCCCCUCCUCCUCCCCACCCUUCCUCCCUUAAAUGACACUGCAUUUGCCACCAAUUUCAGUAGGAGGCUCCGUAGUCUUGCCACAAACCAAUUUCCUGCAAACGUUCCCCAACGGGUGGACAAACGGUUCCUUUUCACAGUGGGACUUGGGACUAGUCCCUGCCCCAAAAAUCAAACAUGUCAAGGGCCUAAUGGGACCAAGUUUGCAGCCUCAGUGAACAAUGUGUCCUUUGUGCUCCCUACCACUGCACUGCUCCAAUCUUACUUCUUUGGCCAAUCUGUAGGAAUUUAUAUAACAGAUUUUCCUGAUAACCCGCCCAUACCCUUUAACUACACCGGAUCGCCCCCUAAUAACACAUUAGUCCGUUUUGGUACCAAGGUAGAGGUACUAAAGUUCAAUACGAGCGUUGAGGUAGUGCUACAAGAUACUGGUAUCCUAGGAGCAGAGAGCCACCCCUUGCAUUUGCAUGGGUUUAAUUUCUUUGUGGUGGGGCAAGGAUUCGGGAACUACAAUCCCUCCAAGGAUCCUGCCAAAUUCAACUUGGUAGAUCCGGUGGAGAGGAACACCGUUGGGGUACCGAGUGGUGGUUGGGUGGCAUUGCGGUUCCUUGUUGAUAACCCUGGUGUGUGGUUCAUGCAUUGCCACCUCGAGGUGCAUACAAGCUGGGGCCUCAAGAUGGCUUGGUUGGUCCUUGAUGGGAAGCUCCCAAGCCAAAAGCUUCCUCCGCCUCCUUCGGAUCUUCCGAGCUGUUAGAUCCGAUUUGCACUGUCCGAUCUUUUGAGCUGUUAGAUCCCAUCAGCAAUGUCUCCGAUUCAACUGUUCCCAAUUUUAACUUAUGCCUUUUUGUUCUUUUUAUGUUUCUAUUUCUGGGUUUUUUGUAGCUAGAACGGAGGGUUAAGCCAGUUCCUUGGUUUCUUUCUCUGCUGAUUGCUAGCAUAUGCCUGCAAU
Messenger RNA from Amborella trichopoda, 1955 nucleotides. Its product is annotated as laccase-17. Gene Ontology annotation, molecular function: hydroquinone:oxygen oxidoreductase activity; copper ion binding. Gene Ontology annotation, cellular component: apoplast. NCBI's taxonomy places the organism in Eukaryota, Viridiplantae, Streptophyta, Magnoliopsida, Amborellales, Amborellaceae. The record is from RefSeq and is a predicted model, not a curated record. Gene Ontology annotation, biological process: lignin catabolic process.